Molecule: messenger RNA, 601 nt
Organism: Tricharina praecox
Lineage: Eukaryota; Fungi; Ascomycota; Pezizomycetes; Pezizales; Pyronemataceae
Exons: 1
Coding region: 164-478 (104 amino acids)
Source: RefSeq, a predicted model, not a curated record
CCCGAAUCGGCCUAGGGGGCAAGAGCGGAACGUGUCUGUAUGUGUGUGUGUAGAUAUGUAGGUUCACCAUGGACAGCUAGGUACGGUACGGAACGUGGAGGCCAGACAGUCCAUGAAUCCAUGAACCCAUGAUGAACCCAUGAUCAUCCGACGCGAUUGAUGGAUGGGUUGGGUUGGGUUGGUUGGUUAUCGGUUGGUGCUAAGCGGUACCGUAUCUGACCGUGUGCUCUAUGUAGUCGCUGUCGCUGUCGUCGUCGCUGUCGUCGUCAUGUCAUGUCUAAUAUCUGCGGCCGUUUCUGUGAAGGUCCGGUCCGGCCGGCGGGCGGGCGGGAGGAGGGGGUGUUUUUCCUUCUUUUUUUCCUUUCUUUUUCGAUUUUCUGUCUGGAUUUCUGUCGGUUUCUCUUUUCUUUUUAUUCCUUUUCUUUUCGUUUCUUUUUUCUUUCGUGGAGGAAACAUUUGGUUCAGUUUAGAGAUGUAGAUGGAAUUGUAUGGCGUGCGGAGUUCAAAGUUCUAGGCUCGCUCCUUUAUUUCAUGCAUUCCGUACUCUACUCUACUCUGAUCUGCUCUGCUCUACUCACUGCGUACUGCUACUAUAUCUACU